Molecule: messenger RNA, 864 nt
Organism: Arvicola amphibius (Eurasian water vole)
Lineage: Eukaryota; Metazoa; Chordata; Mammalia; Rodentia; Cricetidae
Product: membrane-spanning 4-domains subfamily A member 4D-like
Exons: 7
Coding region: 128-817 (229 amino acids)
Cellular component (GO): membrane; Golgi apparatus
Source: RefSeq, a predicted model, not a curated record
ACAGACUGAGGCUCAGUGUGGGUUUGGUCCUGGGUCUGGACAGACUGAGGUGCUCUCCCAGAGCCUGGCCUUCAUCAGACACAGACAGUAGGCAUUGCAGGCUGGAAGAAGCACUGUUUCUGUUGCCAUGGCAACCAUGCAAGGACUAGAGCAGACCACCAUAGAGGUGGCCCCUGGAGAAGUUCCGCCUUCAGAGAGGUCUGUUGUAAGGGCACAACUGUGGAAAGAGAACGCUGAGAAAUUCUUGAAGGGGGAACCCAAAGUCCUCGGGGUUGUCCAAGUUCUGAUUGCUCUCAUAAACCUCAUUUUGGGUAUAAUAAUGAAGAGUGAGAUAACAUAUUUCCGCCCAGUACUUUCAGUGUACGUUUAUGCCCCAGUUUGGGGUUCAGUCGUGUUCAUAAUCUCAGGAUCCUUGUCAAUUGCAGCAGGAAUGAGAACUACAGAGGUCCUGGUCACCACCAGUCUAAGUUUUAACACGAUUAGCUCUGUGGUGGCAGCAGCAACAAGUCUAAUCAGUGUCUUCAGUGUACCUAUGGGUGCACUCAACUAUGGCCAUGGAAUUAUUGUGGGUACAGAUGCUUUGAUACUCAUUUUAAAUGUGCUAGAAUUCUGCAUUGCUGUGUCCACCUCUGCCUUUGGAUGUAAAGCAGCCUGUUGUAACACCAGUGAGGUUGUUGUAAUUCUGCCACCAAAUCCUGCUGUGUCUGCAGAGGCAACUCCCAUGUUACUUCAACCAUUGGCACCACCAGUAUACCAAAAAAAAAGUUUUCCAGAAAAUCUAUACAAGACUUCCACUAGAGAAAAUAUCCAGUUCUGAUUGUGUGUGUGUGUGUGUGUGUGUGUGUACAUGCAUGUGCAUGUGUG